AUGACCGCACAACUAUUACUCCUUUUAAUUUUAUUGGCGAAAGAAAACACGGCGGAACAUUGUGACGUACAAUCCGAGGAAUCGAAUAAACGGUGCUUUGUGAAGCAGACACUGGCGACACUCCCGCACAGUCCCAACCAAUUAGCCGUCGACAAACUAACUAACACACUUUACUUCAGUUUCGACGCCGGCCAGGGCGAGUACCUGCCCGCUGCACUCCAACUUGACACCAAAAGGCUUACCGUUUUAAAAGGAGUCAAGGACGCUUUUGCCAUAGCAAGCGAUGAAGAGAAUGGUGAAGUGUACUUCGGAGGUAGUCACGGCAUUUACAGAUACAAUCCUGUAUUGAAAACUCUGAAGCGGCUGCUCGUAAAGAAUUUGGAUAUCUGGUGGCUAGUGUUGAAAAAGCGAUUGUAUUUUAUCAGGUUCCCGAGUUUGAAGGCGUAUUUCUAUGCUAAUAAAUCGGUGAAAGGGGUAUCUAACCUGAACAAUUAUACUGUAAAUCAGUUCGUUUUCGACGCUGAAGAUAACAUAUUCUUCAUAAACGGCACUGGGUUAUUCGGGAUCAAGAACAACAGUACUUCUCCUAUACUGCUCAAAGAUAACCCGAGGUUCCUUGGCAUGGCUGUUGACAACUCCAGUCACGUAUAUUUGUGUAGCGAGAACAGUAUCUAUGUUAUCAGUCAAAUGGUGCAAAAAGUGAAGAAAAUAGUGAGCGUUGCUGGCGUGUUGGGGAUCGGCUUUGAUAGGGACAAUAACCUCAUUUAUUCGGACUCCCAUGAAUUGGUGCGGUUAAUGCCUGUUAAUAGCAAAAGUUAAAGAAUUUG
Messenger RNA from Colias croceus (clouded yellow), 827 nucleotides. Its product is annotated as ommochrome-binding protein-like. The record is from RefSeq and is a predicted model, not a curated record. NCBI's taxonomy places the organism in Eukaryota, Metazoa, Arthropoda, Insecta, Lepidoptera, Pieridae. Bases 1 to 819 code for a protein of 272 amino acids. The transcript has a single exon. Gene Ontology annotation, molecular function: protein binding.